CUUUUUCUUCACCAGGUGCGGGAAACGAGAGGUACCAUGCAGAAUAAUUUCUGCUGAAGCGACUCGCAUGGUAGCCUGUUGCUAAGGAAUAUAUUUUUUGAUUUGCUUUUCUGUGCGGAUAUUUCAAAUAUUGUAAACUUUUACAGCAAUUAUGUCACGAUAUCAUAAAGCGGCCAUCGAUGGCUACUUGGACCUCUUGAAACAGGCGACCAGGAAAGAUCUGAACACCCCCGACGAGGACGGCAUGACCCCCACUCUAUGGGCAGCGUUUCACGGACACGUCGAAGCACUUCAACUUAUUUGUAGCAGAGGGGGAGACCCUGACAGGAGUGACAUUUGGGGCAAUACCCCUUUGCACCAUGCAGCCUCCAAUGGUCAUAUGCACAUCCUGAGCUUCCUGGUUAACUUUGGGGCCAACCUCUUUGCCAUGGACAACGACUUCCACACCCCCAUGGACGUGGCGGCCUCGCGGGACCGCAUGGACUGCGUGCGCUUCCUGGAUGCUGCCGCCUCACAGCAGACCAACCAGAACUCCAAGAAGGUGGCCCGGCUGAAGGAGAAGGCGGCCAAGGAGGCCGAGCAGCGGGUGAAGAUGUGCGAGAAGGUGAAGAAGAAGCACCAGAGCAAGAUGGACAAACUGUACCGUGGCUCAUCGGCUGAGCCAGGCCAAACCUCCCACUCCUCAGGCGGCAGUGUCAACAGCGUGAAUGAGCAGUUCUCCAAGCUCAUCGCCUCGGACACCUCGGACUCCCUAACCGCCCGCUUCAAGGGCACCCUGCAGCGCAAGUUCGGCAAGAAGGACAAGGGCACCACCGAGAAGCAGGGAGAUGGCAACGUGAUCUUUGUUAAGCAGGAGAACGGCACGGCAGGCAGGCCUGAGUUUGUGGACGUCUUCAGAGAGCAGGAUGAGAUGAACGAGGAGGAGGGGGAGGAGGGCAGCGGGACGAGGGGCUUCGAGGAUGAGGAGGAGGAGGAAGAAGGGGGUGGCCCGGCCAAAGAGUCCAUAUUCAACCGGCCCGGCCUGGGGAACAUGGUGUUCCGGAAGAACUUCUCCAUGGAGAUGGGCAUGGAGCCGGAGGACUUCCCUGGUGGGGACGCUGACGACCUGGGCUCCCGGAUCCGCAGAGAGGUCUUCCAGUCAGGGGAGGCAGGGGGCGACGUUGACCUUGGAGACGGUACCGACCCUGACCUUCCCUGGAACGAGGAGGACAUCGGGCUGGACGAAGAGGACGGGGAGACCUCGCCACUGGCUGCUUUCCUGGCAGCGCUCAGCAUGGUGGACUACGCACCCCUGUUCACCCGCGAGCAGCUGGACCUGGAGGCCCUCAUGCUGUGCUCCGAUGAUGACCUGAAGGGCAUUCGCAUCCACCUGGGGCCCCGCAAGAAGAUCCUGGAAGCAGCAGCCCGCAGGAAGGCAGCCUUACAGAAGCCCGGUGCCAUCGUGGACUGCGCUCUGUGAUUAAGGGAUGAGGAGGAAGAGAUAUCGAGCGGCUUCUUUCCCAUCACCUGCUCUGAAGGUGAUGCUGGUUGCUCAGUGUGCUGAAAUCUGAGUUUUGGGGCUUUCUCCGCCAUGAAAAAAAGACUUUGUCUGUAAUCUUCCACCCUGCACUGUUCUACUGCAAUCAGGGAUUAUGUUUCUUAUUUUAAAUGAUAGAUUCUAGGAAGUAGAGUUUCAUCUGCUCAUAGGUUAUGUUAAUUACUCAAGUAUCCAUGUAAUACCAUGCAGCCCAUUUCAUGUUAGUUUCUGGCUCUAGACAAUGCUGUGGAAUAUGCAUUAGCACAGCAGAGGCCACUAGCAUCUUG
Molecule: messenger RNA, 1803 nt
Organism: Megalops cyprinoides (Indo-Pacific tarpon)
Lineage: Eukaryota; Metazoa; Chordata; Actinopteri; Elopiformes; Megalopidae
Gene: anks4b
Product: ankyrin repeat and sterile alpha motif domain containing 4B
Exons: 2
Coding region: 152-1459 (435 amino acids)
Molecular function (GO): protein binding
Source: RefSeq, a predicted model, not a curated record